GACGCGAACACGUGCAAUUAUGGGCUUUAGUGCUGUAAAAAAUAAUUUUUUUAAUUACUUGUUAUUAUCUCUGGUGCUGAUAAGUGCUCCGAUAAAAUGCACCCUGCCAGAGGAAUCAUCUUCGUCAGCUUUCUCUUCGUCCUCAUCCUCAUCGUCGACGCAAAGUCCCCUGGUGGCCACAACUCUCGGUAAUUUGUACCGUCAAGCUCGCUCUGAGCACUAUCACGCUGCCAGAUAUGCUUCUGAUGGUUCGUCAGUUUCUUCUGGUGCCAUUGGGGUAAGAGGCGAACCAGAACACCGUGAUGCCGCUUAUUACGAGCAACGCUGUAUCACUUGCGAUCCUAAUAAGCCACUUCCCGCAUCUCGAGGAUGGAGAUCUAGAACGAGACAUGAUUACUAUGAUGAUGAUCCAGAGCCACGAAGAUACAGGGAUAGGUAUGAAGAGUAUUACGAUCGUGAACGGGGUUAUGAGUACGAUAGACCCCGAGUGCCUGCUCAGGCAUUCGAUUACGAGCGCAAAGGACCUGGUUAUGAGUAUGAUAGAGCUCGAGGGCCACCUUAUGACUACGACCGAGCUGAACCUUAUGUGAGACAUGAACCCGCCCGACCCAUACCCUAUUACGACCGAUACGACAUGCUCAUGGGACGAGAUCGGCUCCAUGACAUGAGAUAUGACCGCAACUACGAUCGGUUUUUCGACCGCGGCAAUGGCUACGACAACUUGGAUCAACGCCAUGGCUAUCGGCACGACCCUUACGACAGGCGACCUACUGACGAUCCUUAUGUUCGGUACGAUCGUUAUAAUCGCAUUAGUCCUAAUCGUGGAUACGAAAACGAUUACUGGGAUCCUUAUGAAAAGAACUACCGAAGACGUCCAUACGAGGAUCGACAAGAUUGGUAUGACAAAACUUCAGGACGAGGUGGUCCAGACUCUCGAGGAUACUACUCAUCUAGCGCUUGGGGACCAGGAUAUGAUAGGGGAUACGCGAGUGCUUGGAAUUAUAUGGGCCAUAGAGACAGCUGGAGAUAUACCGGACGAGAUCGUGACUCCGGGGAUAAUUGGAAAGACUUGAACAGAGAUCGUGAUUCUGGGUCUUAUCGACCGAGAGAUUAUUUUUACGACAGCACCGUGCCGCCAGGCGGGUUGAGGGGGACAAGCUAUCUGUACGAUCGAGCUGAAUCUUCGACCAAACCCGACUCGACUGAACGUGACAAGCCAACCAGCUCGCCCCAGGCGCAAGAUAAUAAAGUCUACAAGGAUUAAGAGGUCAUGUUUAAUUUAUAAUCAUCUAUUAAUACACUAACGAUCUCGUCAUCAUUUUUUUUUAUUAUUCAAGUCCAGUCUAAUUAUCUUCACUUAAUUAAAUGAUUAACUCUAAAUUUUUAAGGACCAAAAUCAUCAGUGUAUAAAUCAGACA
Molecule: messenger RNA, 1418 nt
Organism: Microplitis demolitor
Lineage: Eukaryota; Metazoa; Arthropoda; Insecta; Hymenoptera; Braconidae
Exons: 7
Coding region: 20-1264 (414 amino acids)
Source: RefSeq, a predicted model, not a curated record